Molecule: messenger RNA, 8754 nt
Organism: Malaclemys terrapin pileata
Lineage: Eukaryota; Metazoa; Chordata; Testudines; Emydidae
Gene: CCDC185
Product: coiled-coil domain containing 185
Exons: 1
Coding region: 4262-6199 (645 amino acids)
Source: RefSeq, a predicted model, not a curated record
AAAAAAGUUAGAGAGGUUAAAGCAGGUAAAAUAUAUGUACAGGUGAAUCAGUUUGUAACUCUAUAUGAUGACAGUGAUAUAAUAAACUCCCAGUUUCCCAAAAGUCUCUAAAGGUACCCAGACAGACUCUGGGAUCUCCAUUUUGCAUCUAGUGCACUUCAAGAGUCCAAACAGUUAAGAGAUAUAAGAUCUUUCUUUGAAUCCAUAUUUAUAGCUCCUUCUGACAUAAGUUGACAAGCUACCCACAUGGGCUUGUCUUUUGACCUUAGACCAUCAUAUUUAAUGUCCAAUUGCUCUGAAAUUAGUAUUUUCUGUUAAGAGUCCUUCAUUAUCAUUUCACAAAAUUUCUUUAACUAAAUAACCCAUCAAGGGUAUAAACAAUAUAAAUGUUUAUUACAUUAUAACAGGAACAGAUAUGCAAAUAACAUCUCAGUUUUCAUAAAUUUAAACACCCAAUAUACUCUUAUACAUCUAACCAUUACUUUGAUCUACACUCAAACUAAAUAUGAGUCAACAGUAUAACACUGUUGCAACAAUGCGAACAUCAUUCUAGGCUGUAUUAGCAGGUGUAUUGUAAAGACAUGAGAAGUAAUUCUUCCAAUUUACUUCAUGCUGAUUAGGCCUCAACUGGAAUAUUGUGUCCAGUUCUGGGCGCCACAUUUCAGGAAAAAUGUGGACAAAUUGGAGAAAGUCCAGAGAAGAACACCAAAAAUGAUUAAAGGUCUAGAAAAUGACCUAUGAAGGAAGAUUAAAAAUUUGGUUUGCUUAUUCUGGAGCAGAGAAGACAGAGGGGACAUGAUAACAGUUUGCAAGCACAUAAAAAAGAUUGUUACAAGGAUCGAUGGAGAAAAAUUGAUUUCCUUAACCUCUAAGGAUAGGACAAGAAGCAAUGAGCUUAAAUUGUAGCCAGGUCCAUUUAGGCUGGACUGUCAGGGUAGUUCAGCACUGGAAUAAAUUGCCUAGGGAGGUUGUGGAAUCUCCAUCAUUGGAGAUUUUUAAGAACAGGUUAGACAAACACUUGUCAGGGAUGGUCUAGAUAAUACUUAGUCCUUCCAUGAGAGCAGGGGACUGAACUAGAUGACCUCUCAAGGUCCCUUCCAGUUCUAUGAUUCUAUAGUAUAAUCCCAUUUACUUGAAAACCCUAUUAUCCAAACCUCUGCAUUAUCUGAAUUCUUGUCCACCGCACAAGAUACAUGCCCUCAGCAGCAUAUAUCUCGUGCUGGGGAACAGGAAGGGAUUUGGAUAAUGCAGAGGUUCAGAUAAUAGAGCAAAGGCCCUGGCCAGGACUGUGAGGAGGAGGAGCUGACGCCCAUGGCCACAGGGGAGGCCAUCCUGCUAUGAAUGGCUUCUGCAGCAACGCAGGGAGCCCACUGCAGCCCAGCUGUCAUGGGACUGAGCGAGAAGGACCAUGACAGCAAAGCUGCAGAGGACUCCCUGUGCUGCUGCAGGGCUAGUGACAGCCAGUCUCAGCAGGUACAAAGUGCAGGGAAGGCUGUAGUCUGGGUGAGGCAGAGCAGAGUCCUGACUAGGGGAUCUCUACUGUGACCCACCAGGAUCACAGACAGCCCCACCCUACACCUGCAAGGAUUGGGUGCCUGCAGGGAUCAGGUGUCACUGGCCCUGCAGCAGUGGCGGGAGUCCACUGUAGUUUUGCUGUCAUGGGAGUGAGUGGGGCAGAGCAGAAACCCCUAGGAGGACGAUGUGCCCCCGUCCUAAUGUUGAAUGGUUCUUGACCUCUCGAUUAUCCAAACUCCCAGUUAACCAAAUAAAAUCCAUGUUCCCCCUGCUAUUUGGAUAAGAAGGAGUAUAUUGUAUUUAUAAAGGGUUUAUCAAAUUUUGGAAAAAAAACAACAAACCCACACCUUUCUAAUAUCUAUGCCUAGCAGAAGUAGUUUAUUUUUCCCUUCACCUGUUUGUGUGAUUUUUUUUUUUUACUGAAAUCUAUACAAUGCAAUUGGUCCUUUCAGUAAUUCAUUUGCAGAGGUUGCAUUUUCAUAAUUCAUUUUAUGAACUGGGACAGUUUUUAGAAGGCUGUCUGCUUUCAUUUACAUUAUUCUCUAUAUGCUCUAUGCUCUCAAGUACAUUAUGUCUAACAGAUGCUAAAUAAUAACCCAAAGAGAAAAUUAUCUGUCACUUUAAAGAGUGACUAAAAAUCAGUUUAUUCUGAAACAUUCUAUCUGCUACCAGACGAGAGUGUUGUACAUACACAAGACAGGGUGAUGAAUAUGUAAUACUGUUCACUUGAGUUUUCCACACAACAAACUGCAUGAAUAAAAGAGACAUACCAGUGUAACCCAGAAAGCAUCAGUUUUCAAGUCAUUCUUUAAACAGGACAUUAUAUAAGUAAACCCAGUCAAAGUUUUGAUGUAGGCAUGUAGUGUCCAAAUGGCCUAAAAGAAGAGUCUAAAGUUAAUGCACAAUUACAAAUCAGCACAGAUUUCUGAUUCUACCCAGGCUUCUUUGAACAAAGAAAAUAGGAAAUGAAGUUUAAGAGACUGUGUUAAAACACAGUGCAGUGAUUGUCAAUACAGAGCAAAACCAAAUAUUCUAAUAUUAAAAUACAUUUUAACAUGGCUCGCUAUUAGAAAUAGAUGUAAAAAUGUGGCCUUUUCCAAUUGGGGUUUGUAACAAAGUUGUGCCCCUUAACUGUAGACUGAUAACCUGGUCAGUCAUCCACAGCUUCAUGAUGUCUAAUCUGCUUCUCGCUGUACUUCGGAAUGAGAAUAUGGAGUUAAAAAACCCUUCAGAGGAUUCAAAACACUGCCUCCUGCCUCCUUUAAAAACACAGGUCAUAGGGUGACCAGAUAUCCUGAUUUUAUAAGGACAGUCCUGAUUUUUGGCUCUUUUUCUUAUAUAGGUUCCUAUUACCCCCCACCCCCAUCCUGAUUUUUCACAUUUGCUGUCUGGUCACCCUAACUGGCCACUAAGAGCUUAGUACCCCAAUGCUCUUCUCACUACACAGACUUUCAAAUGAACCAAGAAAACAAGUAAAUUCCAACAUAUAGUCCUCAUCUUUGUGGAUGUUCUGCCCCUUUCAAUGAACUCUGUGCAGAGCCUUACUUUCAUUUGUUCCAGUUUAUUGCCAGAAUAAUAAGAGUCACCACAGCAGAUAGACAUAGUUGUGUUUAAAUCAGCUCCCCUUAUCUCCUUCUCUGCUGGGUCCAACUAUAACAAUGGCAAUGAAGAUCUUCUAUCCCAUGAGUGUCCAGUGUUCUCACUGCCUGAACAUGAACAAAAGAAAAGAAGUUCACCUAGAAACAAGGUGCCAGACUGCUGCUUUUGCUGCAGGAGUAGCAUGGGCCGGCCAGCAAGAGAGGGGGAGUAAGCAACAAAACAUAAAAACAAAAGGAGGAGGCAGCUAUAAUUUUGGAGGUGCUGCAGACAAAGCAGUGACCUCUGAUGGAGAAGCAGCCAUGUUGGCAUCAGACAAGCACAAAACAGUCAGUUGUAGCCUGCACUGACGGUGUACAGUCAGAGAGAGCUGAAGUGAGGCCAAAGGAGGAAUUCUGCAUGUUAUGUUUGGACUCAGCAGAGAAGGAGAUACAGCACAAAACUGUUUCUAUUCACUUUAUUGUUCUAGCUGCAAAAUUGAAACUAACACAAAAGUGCUAAAACAUUUAAAAGGAGGGCAUCACAUUCCUCCAAACCUACUUACAAAAACUUUCCAAACACAUAUACUUUAUUGGUUACAUGGCUAAGCACUGUAUAACCUAACUAAAAGUUACAAGUGGACUACCAGAGACUUUUAAAUUGCAAGGAUUUGCCCUGGAACAGCAACUCACUAACUUUGAUAGCUCCACACAUUUGGACGGGGCCAUCCUUCUUGAUCAUUUGAUGAAUGGAGCCACUUCACUGUGUGAAACUGGUGACAAGACUCUGGUGUUCAUUAAAUGAUCCAAAUCAGCUUGCACCAGAGGCUUCAGAGCAUAAGGCACAAUUCUGGGCUUCCAAUAUUUUGACUGCCUGUCAGACUUUAAUAGUGAGCUUCAUGGAUACAUUGCUUAUCUGUCCCAACUUCUUUUUCAAAUAUUUGACGUGUCCCUCCAGUAUUUUUUGAAAGUUUCAAGGUGCUUUUUUGAUCACCUUGAUCUCUGUUCACCUUAGCUUAAGCCAAGAUCUGCCAAUGGUUGAUACCCUUGUAUCAGGUGCGGGGUGGCUGCGCGUGGCGGGCUGAGGCGGGCGCGGGGCUAAAAGCUGCGGGCCCAUUGUGACGCGGCGCGGCGGUCACUGUGCUGAUGCGCCGCGGGGCAGGAGCUGGGCCAUGCAGCAGCCGCGGCGGCGGCGAGGGCCGGGGCGGUGUCUCGGGGCCGAGAGCGGCUGGCGCUUCCCCGCGGGCUUCUCCCUGAGUGACCGAGCGCCCAACAGAGGCAGCAAGAAGCCGGCCGCGCCCCGCAGCUUCCCCCGCGCUGAGCCCGGCUGCCCCGCGCCCCGCUCGGAGAUGGCGCGGCCGGGCUCGGGCCGCUUCUCGCCGCCGCAGUACCUGGACCCGUACGGCUCGGAGCCGGAGACGGCGGGCGGGGAAGGGGGCUGCAGCCUGCCCCCGACGUACCAGAAAGCGGGGCUGAGGAAGGGACAGAAGAGCCGGGUCCCCCACCAGUCCCGCCGCUCCUCCUCCUGGCAGCGGCAUGUGCCCCCGGCGGGGGAAGGGUAUGCGACCUCCCUGAACCCCUCCUGCACCAGCCUCUUCCGGGGGGACUGCCCGGGGCACCCCGACAGCAGCCCCUUGGGCCGGGGCAGCCGGCUGGAGGAGGGGCUCAGGGAGGACCAGUGGGCCAGCCCUGUGCAGAGGACCCGGGAGUAUGGCCCAGAUUUCAUCUCUGAGGCCAGCAAGCCCCUUUCCGCCUGCGCCUCCUCUUCCUCCUGCCAGCUGGAGACCGCCCCCAGCAAGCCCGGGAAGAAAGAGCUCAAGAGCGGGGGCUGGCAGGAGGCGUGUGAGAGCAGCCCAAGCCUGAGUGACCUGAUGCACUCCUUUGCCAGACAGUAUGAAGAUGAGGAUGAAGAGGAUACACGGGCUGAAAACCAUUACCACAAACACAGCGUCCACCAUCCCCCGAGGUCAAGAAGGAGAGAGCCCCAGGUCAGCGUCCAGGAUCUAACUGAUAAGAGAUAUGAGGACUUAAUCCCUGAAAGGGACCGAAAGAUUGCAGCUCUGAUGCUGGCCAGGCAUCGGGAGGAGCAGGAUCUGAAAGAGAGACAGCAGCAGACCUCUGAUGCCUGGGAUAAGAUGAGAGGGAGGGAGAAGAAGAUCAAAUCAAAACUGGAAAAAGAAAGGCAGCACCAUCUUGCUGAAAGCCUGGAGAAGUGGCAAAGGGAUAGAGAGCACAGGAAAGCCAGGCUCAGGCUAGAAGAGCAACAGCUUUUGAAGGCCAGAGAGAAAGAAAUGAUGUUACAGCACAAGAAGUGGGAAAAAGUAGCCGAGGAGCAAGAAAUGAGGCGGAAGGAAAAACGUGAAAGAACUAAAGUCCAGGCUGAGUACAGGAAACGCUGUCAAGAAAAGCAACUGAGAGAGAAAAGAAUAGCUGAGAAGAAUGCUAAGCAGUACAACUAUAAUCUAUUAAAGGAAAAAAUGGCGCAGGCCUUUGAAAAAAGACUGUUGAAAGAAAUGGAGGGGAAGAAAAGGAGUCAAGAUCUGAACCAAUAUGAAAAAACCAGACACAGGCCCCUGAAAUCGCAAAUGGAUCACCAAGUCAAAGCUGAUGAGCUUUAUAAGAGGCUUUCUAUAGAACAAAAGCUUCAAAGAUCUCAAGAAAUCCUUGAUCAGCUGAUGGAAGAAAGGAACAAAGAACUAAAAGAAAAAUCUUCAAGGGAUGAAGAACAAGUCCUAUUGGCCAAGUUUAGAGCAAAAGAGACUGAGGAAGAAAAAAGAAGGCGUAAAAAUAUGUUGCUGCAGAUAGCGGAGAUGAAGAUCCAGCAAGCCCGAGAAAUUAUGUCUAAAAAUAUCCAAGACAAAGCACAACGUAGCAAGGAAAGUAACUAUUUAAAAGAAAUAAACCACCACUUUCGAAAACAAAAAGUUGAAGAUGAUGAAAAAUGUCACCUACAGGAAAUUCAGGAAGCCAUCAAAAGGAAAGAUGAAAAAAGCAAUAGAAUUUUAAGGGACAAGGAAGCGGCUGUUGAAGACUCUAGAAAAAUAGCAAGAGCAUCUUAUGACCUGAGAAAAAAAGUGAGAGAACUGAUUAACAGCCAUUCAUUUGACUAGAUGACUUGAGAUGUCCAUCACAAUGCAAGUCUUCCUAAAGGGAUCUAGUAAGACUUAAAAAGAAAAAUUGCAAUCAUUCUUGUGCUAAAAUGAUGGCUUGCAAUACAUUCAUUUUGUGGCUUGUCUAGAAUUCUGCAUUGUAUUACACUAAAAUGGUUUCACCCUUAACCUGGGUGCGUCUCAAAUGCACUGAUCAUUUUCAGUAGGAUUAUGGCCUAAAGGAUUUCACAGUGUUUAUUUAAGUGCACCAUUUUGCAAUUGUAUUCUGUUUAUAAACUGAAAAUGGGCCACCUGGAAUCUAUACUAUUUAACUGAUUUAAUGUAGAAGGUAGAUUUUGAUGGAAUCCAGAAAAGGUUACUAAAAAAAGCACGAAUGCUAUCUAAUUGCAGGCACACUGUGGAAACAUGGGCAGAUACCUUGUCUUAGUCUGCAUUUGUAAAGCACCUUACAGCAUUAAUGCUACAUAAACCCAUAAUAACAAAGGUCUAGGUUCCAAGAUUCCAAGAACUGAAUAAUGCAACAUCCACAAAUAUUAAAUAACUUGUUUUUUUCUGCCUUCAAUCACUUAGUAAAUACACUGAUCAGACCAUAUAUUUGGUGAGAAAACAUUACAUAAGUAUGUUAAACAUGAAUCAUGCCAGAUCUAAACAAUCUAUGGAUGCAGGUAUUUUGAGACUGAUGGUGCUUGGAUACAGUGGAGUUCUCGCUUAGUUCUCACUGUGAGCCAUAUGCUGUUUUUUUUUUAAUAUAUAAAAGAUGUUCAUUUCACUAGGGAGUUCCACAUAUUGACAGAUAGAGGAUCUGACCCUGAUUGUAUAAAGAUUUGGUUGCUUUCAUACUGAACCUGCAUGUGUCCAAACAUUUUCUUUAUUUCUAUUUCUGUUGUCUGGGUAUUUCCCCAACUGUUUAAAAUCUGAACUUUUCAAGCACUGAACACAUUUGGGUGUGGCUUUUUUUAAAAACAACACUAUUAUUCUAUCAUAUCUGCAUUUGAUAGACUAGAUGUAUGGCUAAUGUUAGAGACUUAAACCUUCCUCUCCUACCCCAAUCUUUCACCAGUACUAAUUUGACACUAAAAAGAAUGCUACUGAUGAAUAUAAAGAAAAAUAUUUACCAAUAGAGUAUGUGGGGUGAAAUCCAGAUGCAACUGAAGUCAAUAGCAAAAUUCCCAUUGACUUUUGUGGGGUUAGGAUUUCACCCCUCCUAUAGCAGAUUUUAAAGACACUCGUUUACAAUCUGGUUAAGGGACUGCCAUUCUUCCACUGUCCCAAAUAUGUCACACUUCAGCAAAAGGGUGCCCAAAGGCAUCAAGUUCAAGUGCUUUCAUCUUGAAUAGGAUUCAACUUGAUUCACUUGGUAAAAAUGUUUCAUAUCACAUAAGGUUUCAGAACACUGAAUUAUAUUAAAAAUGGAAGGGGUGAAAUCCUAGCCCCAUUGAAGUGGGCUUGGAUGUUUUCCCACCAUGUCCAAACAAACAUUCAGCUUCUAGUUUUCACUUGCUGAGAUCAGAAUAUGGUUUUAUUUCUAAUUAAUUGUAUCGCUUUUGAAACACAGCUAAAGUUCCAUUUUGAACAUUUAGUUGAAUUUACUGAGAUCUUAAUGCAAUCUAAAAUGCAGCUCUUGUCCAUUUCCUGUAGUUAUGCACAUUAUUACGUUGAUUUUAAAAAAAUUAAUGAACGCAUUUGAGAUGUAGUUUCUGGCACUAGAGUAUUCAAAGAAGCUAUUUUAAACAAUGGCAAUAGGAGGCUCGGGAAUGCUAUGUGUAUUUGAAAAUCUAAGCUUUCAAUUAAAAUGUAAAGUUUGUAUAUUAUGUUGUAUAGUAUUUCCUCUUAGCUGAGCUUUUAAAGCACCGAACAAAUUUGGGUACAGCUUUUUUUAAACACUUGUUAUAAUUCUGCCAUAGGAAUGCUACUUCAAUCAGUAGAAAGCCAUAUGGUAAAGGACUGGUGAUACAGAAGGCCUUCCACUUCGGGAAAACUAUGAGUUAUUCCCAUUGGUAAAAUUACCAAUGGUCAGUUUUAGUUCUCAAACAUUUAUUUAAUCUUACAUAAAUAUUCCAAAUAAUUCAUAUACUGAAUUUAAUUCUAGUAAUAUCUAAAUAAUCCAAAACAGUAAUCAUUUUGGAAAUAUUAUAUUUAUAUUUUAAUAUGUGGAAUAAUUUUGUUGUUCCUACAUUGUACAAUUAGUAGCUUUAUGCAAAGAAAAUGUAAAGGGUACUAUAUCGGAAACAGUUUAAAUGGAAUUACUAAUGUAAAAUAUAUUAAGUGCUUUAAAGACUGAAUAACAUAUUUUACUCUUCUAGAAACAGUGGAUUAUUUGAUUUUAUAUCAGAAUAUUCUGAGUACUUCUAAAGCACUUAGAUGUAGAUGUAGAGUUUUGUGAUGUGAAGCAAUAUUUGAAUACUACUGAAACUUCAAAUUGUAAAACAAGAUGUAGUAGAGCACUUAAGAAUAAAACUGCAUUAGUGUUAGUAUACUAUCAGAAAUGAAUAUAUAUAUUUAUAAAAUUUCUGGGACAGUGAAUCAUAUCAUUAAAUGUUGUAAUUUUUCUUACU